UGAAGGGGAGAUGAUUGGGAGCAGUAAUACACACAGAAACAUUGACAUUAGACUUCAAUGAAGGAGAUGGAAACAAAAAUGAUUUACUUCACGGUGAAUGGAAAACCAGAACAAGCAGAGUUUUCACUGGACUGUCCUGCUCAGGAUGUCAAAGAUCUGUUCCGCUCUGCAGCUGAAGCAGGACCACAUGACAUCCUGAAGCUGUACAAUCCCAAAGGCAACAUCAUCAACAUCUCACCUAAUCUGGAGCCCAAUCAUCCCAACUCCUGCUACAAACUGGAAGUGGUGGCGUCUGACUGCAACAAUGAGCCUUUAGGCGUGGAGCUUGCUGGUGCACUGGGAUUUGACCUCUCAUCUAUGGAGAAAAGACUACAGGGUCUGGAAAAGAAAAUCCUCUUUGAAGCAGGAGACACACCUGCGGUCAUCUACGAGAUGAAAAAACAGGUGGACUCAUUCCGGGAGAAACUGGAGAGUGUGGAACAUCUGAGCUGGCUUGGCUUGUUCAAGGACUUAUCGGAGGAAACACACAAGCCCUCUCCGUUUUACCACAAGAGAACCUUGCACAAAACCAAAGAGGAAUGUGAUCAUGUGCGGGAAAAGUUCUUUCAAAUGAGUUCUCUGGAGGUAUCAGAGGAAGUGAGGCAAUACUUAAAGACUCCCACAUUUGACAACUGGCAGUGGGAGGAUGCAGAGAUCAUGGUGCUCCUGCAAGUCAUGUACUCUGACUUAGACUUUAUAGCCAUCUACAAUAUUGAGCCUGAAGUAUUGCAACAGUUCCUGUUUGAAGUUUACCGUAGAUACAACAACAUCCCUUUUCACAACUUCAAGCACUGCUUCUGUGUCACCCAGAUGAUGUAUGGUUUAAUUUGGCUCACUGACUUGGGAAGUAAGAUGGACAGCAUUGACUUGCUCAUAAUGCUGACCUCAGCAGUUUGCCAUGAUCUUGACCACACUGGCUACAAUAAUGCUUACCAGAUCAAUGCUCGGACCGAACUUGCACUUCGCUACAAUGACAUCUCUCCACUGGAGAACCACCACUGUGCCGUAGCGUUUGAGAUACUAGAGAAGACAGAGAGCAACAUUUUCAGAAACGUGUCUUUGGACCUGUACAAACAUAUACGGGAAGGCAUCAUCAAAUGCAUUCUGGCCACUGACAUGACAAGUCACAAUGAGAUCCUUAACAAGUUCAAGUCCAUUCUUUCUCAUUUUGACUUCACCAACAAGGACCAUCGAGAUGUGCUAAUGAUGAUUCUGAUCAAAGUGAGUGACAUCUCCAAUGAAGCUCGGCCGAUGGAGGUCGCUGAGCCUUGGCUAGAUUGUCUAUUGCAGGAAUUCUACAACCAGAGUGAUGUGGAGAAGUUAGAGGGUCUUCCAGUCACCCCCUUCAUGGAUCGGGACAAGAUAACCAAACCUUCAUCACAAACUGGCUUCAUCAGAUUUGUUCUGUUGCCCCUUUUCAUAGAGCUGGCAAACCUUUUUCCCUGCCUGGAGCAACACAUCAUCGACCCGGUGCGGAAGGCCCUGGACUAUUACACAGAGAUGGAGAAAGCACUGGAGAGGGAGAAGCAGACCCGCGCGCAGUGUGAAAAAGCGGCGAAGAGCAAAGAGAUGCCAGCGGAGCAGCAGAGCACAGAACCGAAAGCACAAUGAACUAGCGAGCAGAGACCAUCUAUGUGUUCCACACUCUAAGAUUAGGAAUGGGAACAAAACAUUAAUUAAUUUAUGCUGAACAUUAUAAUUAAAAUACUUCAAAAAAACAAA
Entelurus aequoreus (snake pipefish) is the source of this 1761-nucleotide messenger RNA. RefSeq names its product high affinity cGMP-specific 3',5'-cyclic phosphodiesterase 9A. The transcript is spliced from 14 exons. Gene Ontology annotation, biological process: cGMP catabolic process. Lineage: Eukaryota; Metazoa; Chordata; Actinopteri; Syngnathiformes; Syngnathidae. The record is from RefSeq and is a predicted model, not a curated record. Bases 58 to 1650 code for a protein of 530 amino acids. Gene Ontology annotation, molecular function: 3',5'-cyclic-GMP phosphodiesterase activity.